Messenger RNA from Ciona intestinalis (vase tunicate), 964 nucleotides. The record is from RefSeq and is a predicted model, not a curated record. Lineage: Eukaryota; Metazoa; Chordata; Ascidiacea; Phlebobranchia; Cionidae.
ACCACAGUAAUAUAUAGCAGGUUACAUGCUAUGUUGGUUAGGUUUCUUAGAAAAAGUAAAUUUUUAAUUCAUUCUGUUUCAUUUAUCCCAACAACAACAACAACAACAACAACAACAACAUUACUGCAUCUGCAAAGAAUAAAAACAAGAAGCUUUUAUUCCUUAUCCAAAACUACAACACAGUGUAUCAGCUGGUUUGAUGCACAGCGCGUACAAAGCUUGCGAAAGGCAAGCUUCUGGAACACAGAUGACAAUGACAAUGAUAAUGUCAUAAUCAACAAACAACCCACCUUUCCCCCGAAUCUUCAUCACCGUGGUUACAAGGAUCACCGCAUCAUGGUCGACUCAGCGCGUUUAUUGAAAGUUUUACGACAAGCGUUCCAGCUGAGCGCACAGGAAGCGAAAAAUUUGUUUUUCUCGACAAGUUUGAGGUUGAAUCAUGAAAGGGUGAUAAAGAGGUCUACCAAGGUGAAAACAGGAGACUUGGUUGAUAUUGUGCUAGAAGUCACUGAAGGUGAAGUAAAAGUUAAAAGAAUUGAAAUCAUGGACGUUGAGAAAACUGACGAUGCCAGGUUUUGCAUUUGGGUUCGAAAAUGGAGGUUUUUAAAACUUGAAAGAAAAAAGUGAAUAAUGGUUUCUAAAUAUGUUGUUGCAUUCUUACUUUUAAUAAAAUGUAGGUACAUUAGGGUGGGAUGGGACACCUUCUAAGGAUGCUUGUGUAUUUUGUGCUAAAGGUGUCCCAUAUUUCCCCACCCCACCAUGUGUUUUUAACUGUUAAGGCAUGUUUUAACCAAUGUCGUUUUGUCGUAAUUGUUUUUUCUGCUAUUUUAAUAUUCUAAAACCUUCGCUACCGUAAUCGAAGAGACAAAUAAAAGUUGUUGUUAUUGUUAUUAUAAUUACAUUAUCGAUUUUGAGACAAUAAUUUCAACAAGAAUGUUUUGGCAACACAUCAUUGUAUGGGAAA